Messenger RNA from Plasmodium inui San Antonio 1, 6804 nucleotides. RefSeq lists its product as hypothetical. Bases 1 to 6804 code for a protein of 2267 amino acids. The record is from RefSeq and is a predicted model, not a curated record. The transcript has 4 exons. NCBI's taxonomy places the organism in Eukaryota, Apicomplexa, Aconoidasida, Haemosporida, Plasmodiidae.
AUGGGAAAACAGAAAGAUCCCAUCAAAGUGAAAAUACACAGCGGCAGAAGGGUCCAGAACAGUUCAAAACUCACGAAGGAGCAGCGAGUAGCACACAUACUCUUAAAGGAAGGGAUAGACUACGUCGAGAAUGGAAAAUUAGAAACAAUAAGAAAUGAUGAGUACCUGAGGACGAUGCUUUUUGAUUAUGCUAAUCAGGACAGAUGGGAGGACGAUGAGGAAAGGCACCUCAAAUUGGUGCGACUUCAUCACAGCAGCAGUGAGAGAGCUACAUGUCGGACAAAUGGAGAGUCCACUUCCUGCAAAGAGGUACACCUCAAACGGAAGGAGGGAAACAGAACGAAGGUGUGUAUUCCCCCUCAUAAACACAACAAGGGUAAUCAAGGAGAGGGGAAAAUAAAUGGCAUUGCAAUCACUCCAACUGUAAGAACCCACAAUGAAAUGAUUUUUAAACGACGCUUUAUCGACAAGCGAACAAUAAGUAAAAUGAAGAAAGUGAGUAAGAAGACGCCUUAUGGUUACCAUCGGCGGGGAAAACUUCCACUCAAGUUGGAAAAGAGAACCAUAUCUGAGAUGAAUCGAAGAGGAGGCGGUAGUGGGUCACCCCAAAACAGGAGUCGACACAGCUUCUCCAAUGAACCUGCAGAUGGAGCGCUAAUGAAGACCACUUGGUACUCACAAUGUCGGGAGAAGUUCAUCCAGGUGGGAAGAAAAUCGGAGGAUCUCAAGCCAAGUAAACGAAGAACCCAUUUUUCUCCCUUCCAAAAAGGGACAAUAGCUACCCAUAAGGAAGGACCUCUCCCCAUUGGAGAAAUGAACAACCAAUUUGUAAAAAUUCACUUUAACGAGUUCAAUUCCAUCGGUAUGGCUAGAGAAGAUCUGCUUACCUCCAUCGGCGUAGACAGUCUCCUUACUGCCAACACACGAAAGUCAUUCUCCUGCGCGCAUAGCGUUUCGACGCCCUUUUACGGCACUGGUUUUCUCCCCUGUGCUGAACUGGACCACCAGGGAAAUUGUCCGGAUAAUGCGGUGACGCAGGGCUACGGCAGAGAAGGGGGGGAAAGCCCAUUGGGGGAAAGGCAAACGGGUGGAUUGUUAUCAAGGAAGAAUAAAAUAAAGGAGGACUUCACGAGUAAAGAAAAGGAGAGAAGGAAACUCUCCAGAGAACCACACCGAGACGGAGCCAAUCACAGGGACCGCCCCCCCUGCUCGAACGCGACCCCCCCAAAGGACGGAAUGUGCCACAAGGUAGACGCGCUCUUCUGCAGAUCCAGAGACAGAGACCUCUUCAACGAGCGCAAUAACGAAAUAAUGGUGAAGGGGCAAGGCGAAGAGCAUCAGCGAGGACGAGGCGCUUCGAUCAGAGAAGAGGUCGCGAUGGAGGGGCCCAACAUGGACGUAUCCUUUGACAGCGAUUUGAAGGGCGUCCCAAUUGUCGUCCCCGACUUGAAGGCCCACGCUUUCCAGGCGGGCACGGUGCUGAGCAAGGGGAACUCUGGGGGGAGGCAGCACCGGCGCGGCGCCAGGAGGGAGCAGCAGAUGCAGGGGAUGGAGAAGAAGAUGCAAAAAGGGAAGCAAGCGGAGCAGAUGAAGCAGACGGAGCAAACGAAGCAGAUGAAGCAGACGGAGCAAACGAAGCAGAUGAAGCAGACGGAGCAAACGAAGCAGACGACGCAACUGCACGUGGGAGAGGCGGGUCAGACGGAUCGGCCGAACCAGGAGAAAUCCACCGACAACGUGGACAAAACGAAGGCAAAGCUAGACCAACUAACAGACAUGGAGAACCGUCGCGACAUGGAAAACGCUUACGUGAAGUACAUUUACAAACGAGACCAAUCAGAGGAGGCCCCCGCAGAGAAGCCAGACCGAUAUGUCACUUUUGGAAGCGAAGAAAAUGAUACAGUGAACAUUGCAGAUAUAUCAGACAAAAGAAAAAACACAAGAAGAACGUACAGAGACCAGAUAAGCAGUGGAAUCAAUCUAAGACACGCACAAGUUGAAAGAAAUAUCCACGGAUUUGGGGAAACAUUAAAAUACAUGAAGUACAGAGAGCUGCUGAGGAAGUAUAUGGGGACCUUCUACAACUACAGCUCAGUGAAAUGCGCAACGUACAUCAUCCUGUAUGCCAUAAUAGUAAAAAUAAUAACACAAGUAUCGAAGAAUUUAACCACAUCCAGUGGUGGUCUUCCUAGUGAGAAAUCAAAUGAAUACAAUGUUCUUUGGUACAGUGAUUCGAAUUUAUUUCUUAACGUGCACGAUGUGGAUGGGAUCAUUCAAUCCGUUUGCUAUGUGGCUCUGCUGAUCUGUAUCGUCCUCUUGUUAAAGUUGGGCAUCCCAUCGAAUUAUUUGCUGGUGGGGAGACUAACCAUUCUAUUUAUGUUCCUCUUCUUUGCUCAAAUCCCAAUUAUGAUUUACGCCAAUUUUAUGACUCUGAAAAAGGAGCAAGGGAUUGCCAAGGAACAAGCGAAAACGUUCGAUAAGAAGGACUACUUCAAUCUGCAUAUGCAGAGAGUCUACGACGUCUUUUACCUCGACACGCUGAACUUACUAGUGUACACCAUUCUACUAAGUUUCGUUUCUUUGUAUGCCACUUAUCAUAAGCUGAUUUAUCCCCAUUUGCUGAAAUUUUACCUCGACACAAUUUUUUUGAGCUCCUACACCAUAAUUAAGAAAGAAGUCAUUCAGUUCAGAGUGCCAAACAACAUCGAUGCGUAUUACCUCAAUCAGAUGAAUAGCUACCUGUUUAAUUCGCUUUAUAAAAAACAGGAGGAUCUGACGCAGGAUGAUUUGGAGAGUAAUACGAGGAGUGCCAUUGGAUACAACAUUGUCAUUAAGAAGGAACGCUGCUCCUGGUUUAUGUGUCUCUUCGGAUGGAAUGGGUCCGACUCGGCGUUGAACCAGGAGGGGCGCCACGGCAAGGGGGGCGCCAACGGCAGAAGUGCUCAACGCGGGAGAGGUGCUGCAACAAGACCAAAUGCUCCAACCGAUGGAAGCUUUAGGCCUACCUGUGGGUUGAGACGGCCCGCCCAGUCGAACGCGCGCACCAAGUUGAAUCUAAAUUUCUAUAUCAUCUUCUACAUCGGAGAGCUGGACGAGCAGGGAAGACCCCACGGGUUCGGCUACUGGCGGGGGAUCAACUUAGAGGGCGAAGUGCUCAUCGGAUACUGGUUCCACGGCAUCCCCGUCGGCCCCUUCAAGUGCCGCGACUUCAAGACGGGCUCGGGGUUCAUGUGCAUAAAGAUUGGCUACGGGCGGACUAACUGCGAGCCGAACGACUUGGACAUAGGUCUAGCCGACACCGAGUGCUGCGUCAGCGGAGCCUUCUACAGGACCUUCCCCAGAGUGGUAUUAUACGACCUCAAUUUAACGACCCCCCACUUCAGAAGCAAAAAAAAUGAUCAAGGCAAACACGGAAUUAUGGAAAAGAGGGAGUGCUGCGAGUAUCUGCACAUCAGCAGAGCCAGCAACGAUAUUCUGCGCGUAGACUACGCCAAGCUUCUACAACACAAUGAGGAUGAUCGAGAAGGAGAAGCUGACACCGUCAGGAAAGACAUCAGGCCAGGUGAGCAGCAAGCAUUUGACCGCCAUAGCCACCUCGAUGAGAACAAUUAUGAGGGACUAAGCAGUAGCAGAAUAAUGGGAAGAAUAGGAAGAACAGGAAGGAGAGGAAUAAAAGCAACAAAAGGAACAAAAGGAACAGAAGGAACAGACGGAACAGGCGAAAGAAGGUUUAUCAGUCCCUCCAGCAAAGAGGAACAUAGAAAGAGAUCCAUCUGCAGAUCCACCAUGACGUACGAUGAGAUCCUCCCCUCCAUCGUUAAGAAUGAAUCAUUCCUAAAAGGGGAGUUACUAAAUUAUCAUGACAUUUGCAACCUGAGUUACGAUUUUAAGGAUUUGACUCUGGAUAAUGAAACGCAUUCCGUGGUGAAUAAGAAGCUGGAGGCAAGCUAUGAUCUGGCGGAAGAGGAGGAGAAGAAGAAGAAGAACGACGACGACGACGAAGAAGAGGAAGCGGAAGAGCAGUGGAGAGUUAGACAGCGCGCCCCUGAUGAGCCCUCCGCCUUUCCGGAGAGAUAUCUCCCUCGGGAUUCACCACCAGUAUCGCCCUCGUCGUUUUCGUCUUCGCUAUUUUUUCCGUCUUGUCCCUCUUUGCCUCACUCCUCUUCUUCACACUCUUCAUCCGAUCCAUCCUCUUCACCAACUUCAUCUUCUUCGUCGCCUUCUUCCACCCCCCCUUGCGCCUCUUUCGACGCGAAGGAAAUCCCAACCCUGUUGGACGAAGGAGAGACACACGUCACCGAUGUCGAGAACCCCCCGCGUGCUGAAAUGGGUGCAACCAAAUUGAGCCAAGGGAGGCACUGUGGGCAUAGAGCCGGAACACCAGUUGACUAUGUCAGCCAGGGAAGGGACCACACACGGGUACACAAAAAGGAGAAGCAUAGGAGGAGAAAAAAAAUAUUGCCAAGUGGAAAAAUGGAGAAGGGUAGAGAAAGUAAGGAGGAGGACGCCCACACCUCGGAAGAGGAGAAACUGUCUCGAAGGUGGAACAAUCGCGCUGGGAAUGAUAGCUUCCGUGAGUGCGAAUUGGGGAAAGGGGAUCAGAAGUCAAGUUUGGAGCUGCAGGCGGGAGGGAAAAAGACACGGGGGGGUAUCCAUAAGAGGGAGCAUAAAACCAUGCGGCUGCACAUGGGCGAUGUCGGGAAAAGGAACAAAGUGGGACACAUCCAUGUGGAGAAGCGGAAGGAAGUGAUGAACUCCGUGGCACCCCCCGUAGAGACAGGAAGCCCAGACGCGGCCAAGGAAGGAGAUGCAAUCAGGGAAGGAGGUGCAACGAAAGAAGCAGACGAGACCAAAGAAGGAGAUUCAACCAAAGAAGCAGACGCCACCAAAGAAAGAGACCCGAGCCAACCCAACGGAGAGACCAACAUGAAGAGGAAAAUCAAAAGGCGCAUCGGCUACAGCAUGACGAACACCAUACUGCACCUGAGAAAAUUCAAACACUUGAAUAUAAAAAAAAAAAAGAAAAAAAAAAACAUACAAACAAGAGAAAAAGCAAAAGAAAAGGAAAAAAUAAACGAAAAAGAAAGAACCCAAACCCAUAAUAAAGACAAAACCAAAACAAAUAUGAAGAAAAGGAACUCGGGAGGAAGAAAGACGUUCCUACCCAGGGCACUCUCGGGAACUUUACCAAAAUUAAAAAUAAAAAAAAAAAAAAAAAAAAUCUUCUUUUCCGACACGAUAACGAAUGUGUACAAAACCAAAUGCAUGAACAUAAUUCUACAGAACUUAUGUCCACACAUGCCCAACUUUGGCAUCCUAUAUGACACCGACUUGCACAUAUCGAUUGAUGCGGAGAGGGGACUCUACAUCACUGGCUACAUUAACAAAAAAAAUUGCAACUUCAUACAUGAUAAGACGAAAAAAGACGAAUUCGAAGACAACACCGAGGUUAGGAUUAAAAUUAUAAAGAGGAAGAACACACUUAACUAUAAGGAAGGCACAAACAGAAGGGUCUACUCCUGGACGGACAACAUCAAGGAGCUCAGUUUAGACGGAUGGGUAAAAUGUGAACUAGCCGGGUGCCUAGAGGCCGUAAUUUUUAUCCAUGGCUACAACACCAGUCACCUGGAGGCGCUGCAGAUCCUGGGACAGAUGGCCUCCUUUGGCAAUUUCCCCAAUUACAUCAAGCUCUUCCUGUUCAAUUGGCCCUCGGGGAAGAACUUCCUCGAGUUCUUCGUCGCUAAAGACAACUCCAAGAACAAGAAGGUGCACCACGCGUUCAAGUGCUUCCUGGACACGCUGCGGAGUAACGGAAUCCGCCACGUCCACAUCAUCACGCACAGCAUGGGGACGAGGAUGUUCCUGCUGGCCUUCCAUGACAUCGUGAAGAGCGACCUCUUCUCGACAGUCGACGAGAAGGAAACAGAGCAAAGCAACCUGACCAAGAUGAAGCUCAUCACCCUGACGAUGAUGAACCCAGAGUAUUAUCUAAGCGAUUUUGUAAACAAGGAAUACGUGUUCCUUCGCUCCUUCUGCACAGUCAUCUCUAUUUAUUGCGAUUCUAACGACAAGGCAUUGAAGUGGGCAGAAAUAUUCAGUGGAACCAAGUCCCUUGGAAAAAAUGUCUUCGAUUUAAACAUAUGGAAAGGCAAAUACUAUAAGAGAUCGAAUGAGAUGGGAAACUACGUCUUUGAUAGAAGCCAAUUGGAUUCCUUUUCCAUCCCAAUUGCGAAUAAAACGAACGACAGUGAUGACAGCUUUCAGGAACCAAAAUUAGUUUCCUCCUUCUUUGACUGUGAAAACUUCGACGUGUUAAAUGAGAAGAUGAGAAACAAAGAAAUGAUGACGACCCUUGUACAGAAACUGAAGAAGCUUUUUUAUUUUUUUUCUAAAAAGAGGAACAGUGCCGACUCGAAUGACUUGAAUGAGCAGACAUCCAUAGAGCAUGAUCAGGGGAAGUCAAAUAAGGACAUGGCUCACCACAACUUUGUUCACCAGCCACCUAUGUUUAGGAAUACACUCCUCGUUUUUACGGGAAUAGAACCCACUUACAGUUACAGAGAUAAUCGGUAUUGGCUAGAUGUGGAUGUCAUAGAUACCACUUGGUUAGGGUCAAAUGUACACACCUUGAGACAUUCCUACUGGUCGCUGAACAGAGAAAUUAUUGAAGACAUUCGUGAACUGAUUGUCACUAGGAAAAGGGCUCGGCAAAGAACUUCUAGACUGGACCGUCGAGAGGGCAACGUCUGGGUUUACAGAGUCGCCCCUUCUCACCUCAAGUCGAUAUUCGAUUCGGAAAUAUGA